AUGUCUGCUUGUAGUCCAUUUCAAUGUGCUGCAUGGCCUGCUGCAGGUAAUUAUUCAGUUAGGUUGGACUCUUGCUUAUUUGUUGACCGAUAUAAUUUUAAUGCAAAAGCAGCUAUCAGUACACUAAAUGAUAUUAAACAACUUCAGGCCAAUACAUGGAUGGUUAUUUACCCUGAAGGUACUAGAUUCAAUCCAUGGAAGCAUGAUGUGAUUCAAGCUUCGCAAAAAUUCGCGGUUGAAAAAGCUGGUAUUAAACCGUUCAAGCAUGUUUUGGUGCCAAGAAGAAGAGGUAUUCAGUUGAUAUUAAAUCAGAUGCAUGAUUGUCUUGAUGCUUUAUACGAUGUGACAACUGUAUUCGCUGAUGAAAAUGGUUAUCCAUAUGAUCAUUCGAUACCUGCACCAGGUUUGGGAGAACAUUUAGAAAAAACCCUUUAG
Messenger RNA from Schistosoma margrebowiei, 435 nucleotides. NCBI's taxonomy places the organism in Eukaryota, Metazoa, Platyhelminthes, Trematoda, Strigeidida, Schistosomatidae. The record is from the annotation of a GenBank genome assembly.